AUGGCGUGGCUGUAUGUAUGUACAAGUCCAGCCCGCAAAGGCAAUAGGCGAGACCUAGCAACUGCACCCAACUACCUGGAUCAUUGCUCAAGUCGCGGCAAGGACUCAUGGCUUAUCCUUAUCAAGACAACAGAGGCAUCCUUGCUAACCCUGAUUGUAGGACAGAGAAUAGAGGCUAUCUUGCUUACCCUGACUGUGAGCAAAGAGAAUGGAGCCAUCCUUGCUUACCCUGACCGUGGGACAGAGAAUGGAGCCAUCCUUGCUUACCCUGAUUGUAGGACAGAGAACAGAGGCACAUUUGCUUACCCUGACUGUGGGACAGAGAAUAGAGGCUAUCUUGCUUACCCUGACUGUGGGCCAGAGAAUAGAGGCACAUUUGCUUACCCUGACUGUGGGACAGAGAAUGGAGCCAUCCUUACUUACCCUGACUGUGGGACAGAGAAUGGAGCCAUCCUUGCAUACCCUGAUUGUGGGCCAGAGAAUAGAGGCACAUUUGCUUACCCAGACUGUGGGACAGAGAAUGGAGCCAUCCUUGCUUACCCCGACUGUGGGACAGAGAAUGGAGCCAUCCUUGCUUACCCUGACUGUGGGACAGAGAAUGGAGCCAUCCUUGCUUACCCCGACUGUGGGACAGAGAAUGGAGCCAUCCUUGCUUACCCCGACUGUGGGACAGAGAAUGGAGCCAUCCUUGCUUACCCCGACUGUGGGACAGAGAAUGGAGCCAUCCUUGCUUACCCUGAUUGUGGGACAGAGAAUGGAGCCAUCCUUACUUACCCUGACUGUGGGACAGAGAAUGGAGGCAUCCUUGCAUACCCUGAUUGUGGGACAGAAAAUGGAGGCAUCCUUGCUUACCCUGACUGUGGGACAGAGAAUAGAGGCACAUUUGCUUACCCUGAUUGUGGGACAGAGAAUGGUGGCACCCUUGCUUACCCUGACUGUGGGACAGAGAAUAGAGGCACAUUUGCUUACCCUGACUGUGGGACAGAGAAUGGAGGCAUCCUUGCUCACCCUGACUGUGGGACAGAGAAUGGAGGCAUCCUUGCUUACCCUGAUUGUUGGACAGAGAAUGGAGGCAUCCUUGCUUACCCUGAUUGUGGGACAGAGAAUGGUGGCAUCCUUGCUUACCCUGACUGUUGGACAGAGAAUGGAGCCAUCCUUGCUUACCCUGAUUGUUGGACAGAGAAUGGAGGCAUCCUUGCUUACCCUGAUUGUGGGACAGAGAAUGGAGGCAUCCUUGCUUACCCUGACUGUUGGACAGAGAAUGGAGCCAUCCUUGCUUACCCUGAUUGUUGGACAGAGAAUGGAGGCAUCCUUGCUUACCCUGACUGUGGGACAGAGAAUGGUGGCAUCCUUGCUUACCCUGACUGUGGGACAGAGAAUGGAGGCAUCCUUGCUUACCCUGAUUGUGGGACAGAGAAUGGAGCCAUCCUUGCUUACCCUGACCGUGGGACAGAGAAUGGGGCCAUCCUUGCUUACCCUGACCGUGGGACAGAGAAUGGAGCCAUCCUUGCUUAUCCUGAUUGUGGUCAAGACAAUAGAGGCUCUCUUGCUUACCCUGAUUGUGGGACAGAGAAUAGAGUUAAUAAAAUAUAA
Molecule: messenger RNA, 1593 nt
Organism: Haliotis rufescens (red abalone)
Lineage: Eukaryota; Metazoa; Mollusca; Gastropoda; Lepetellida; Haliotidae
Exons: 3
Coding region: 1-1593 (530 amino acids)
Source: RefSeq, a predicted model, not a curated record